AUGCCGCCGGUCGCUGAUGUGUUAAAGGCUUUAGAAAUGGACUUCAUUGAAAGAAAUUAUGAAGAUAAGUACGUGUCUCAAGAUGAUGUUCGCUUCGUGCAGUUCCUCUCGGAAACUAUAAUGAAAAGGAAAGAUGGACACUACGAGAUGCCGUUACCCUUCAAAGACAACAGUCAACUGGCACUACCAAACAAUAAGAGGCUGGCCCUUAUUCGACUUCAUCAUCUAAAGAAAAGAUUAAAGGGAAAUAGACAGUACCAUGAACACUACACUGCAUUCAUGGAAGAAACAAUCAGAAAAGGUGAUGCAGAACUAGCCCCUUCAUUAUCAGAGGAAGAGACAGUGUGGUACAUCCCACAUCACGGGGUUUAUCACCCCAAGAAGCCAGACAAGUUAAGAGUUGUCUUUGAUUGUUCGGCAAAGUUCAAAGGCAUCUCCCUAAACGAUACCUUGCUGACAGGUCCCGACCUGAUAAACUCUCUAGUGGGAGUCCUCUGUCGCUUCAGGAAGGAAGCAGUUGCUGUGACAUGCGACAUUGAAAAGAUGUUCCAUCAGUUCUAUAUCCCCUCAGAAAUGCGCAAUUACUUAAGGUUCCUUUGGUGGGAGAACGGUCAGUUGGAAACAGAACCGAAAGAAUACAGAAUGGCAGUUCACCUUUUCGGUGCCAGCUCCUCUCCAGGAUGUGCCAAUUUCGGCCUUAAGUAUCUUGCACGACAACACAAGUCAGAACAUCCCUCAGCAUCAGCCAUCAUCGAGAAGAACUUUUAUGUCGACGACGGCCUAACUAGCGUUCCAACAGUCAGCGAAGCUUCGAAUCUAAUCCUCGAAACUCAAGGAUUAUGUAAAAAUGCCGGCCUACGACUGCAUAAGUUCAACUCUAAUGAAAGGGACGUCCUGUCCUGUAUUGCUCCGUCAGAAAGAGCAACAACUAGUGUACCUGUCAAACUUAGCCCAGACUCAACAACAGAAGGACAAGUACUUGGCAUUCAGUGGUCAAUUGAAAACGACACCUUCAGUUUCAGUGCUGACAUAAAGCAUCAACCCUCAACUCGUCGUGGUAUCCUGUCAGUCGUAGCCUCCCUUUAUGAUCCUCUAGGCUUCAUAGCCCCCUUCAUACUGAGUGGCAAGUGCGUUCUCCAAGAGCUUUGCCGCAGAGGCAUCAGUUGGGAUGAAGCACUUCCUGAGAGCUUAUGUCCAUGGUGGGAGGCUUGGAAGAGUAGUCUGCAAGCUUUAAGGGAAAUCAAGAUACCCAGAUGUUACCAUCCCCCAGACUUUGGUAACAGAAUGAAAGUGGAACUACACCACUUUUCCGAUGCCAGCAACAUAGGAUAUGGUGCCUGUUCGUACCUUAGGUACAAAAAUGACAGAGAUCAAGUCCAUUGCAGCUUCGUAAUGGCCAAGGCAAGAGUUGCACCAACGAAGAUUGUGAGCAUCCCAAGGCUUGAACUCUCAGCUGCCGUCACUGCAGCAAGGUUGAGUGUCAUGUUGAAGGCAGAACUUGAAAUAGAAGUUGACAAAGAGUUCUUCUGGACAGACUCCCAAGUAGUCUUAGCCUAUAUCAAUAACGAAGCAAGAAGGUUUCACGUGUUUGUAGCCAAUCGUGUUCAACUCAUAAGAGAGAUUACAGAUCCAACCCAGUGGCAUUAUGUGGAUACGACACAAAACCCAGCCGACCAUGCAUCCAGGGGUCUACAUGUAGCGGAUAUCUCCACCUCAAGUUGGUUAUCUGGGCCUAGUUUCCUUUGGAGAUCUGAAGUGCACGCAUCUUCAAGCUCUUCAGCAGAACUAAUUGUAGGCGACCCUGAAGUCAAACCUGUUACAACCCUUGCAUCACAAGCCAAUGAACAAACUGAUACUCUAAAUCGUCUGAGCAGGUUCUCCAGUUGGUCAAUGCUCAUUAAGGUGAUUGCAAGAAUCAGGAGAAUAAAAACGAAGACGUAUCACUGCAGCAAUCUUGUGUCUGUGGAGGAACGUAAGGAGGCCGGGGAGGACUUCUUCGUGUUGGUGGAAGGCUGUCAAGAUCAACUCUUAGUCAAGAAACAAAGCACCCAGUCAUCCUCCCAAAAGAAGGGCACAUUACCCAAUUAA
This is a messenger RNA of Bufo gargarizans (Asiatic toad), 2088 nucleotides long. RefSeq lists its product as uncharacterized. The coding region runs from base 1 to 2088 and encodes 695 amino acids. The record is from RefSeq and is a predicted model, not a curated record. Lineage: Eukaryota; Metazoa; Chordata; Amphibia; Anura; Bufonidae. The transcript has 2 exons.